Pangasianodon hypophthalmus (striped catfish) is the source of this 2153-nucleotide messenger RNA. RefSeq lists its product as uncharacterized. The record is from RefSeq and is a predicted model, not a curated record. The transcript is spliced from 8 exons. Bases 147 to 1532 code for a protein of 461 amino acids. Lineage: Eukaryota; Metazoa; Chordata; Actinopteri; Siluriformes; Pangasiidae.
UAUAAAAAUAACUAUGGAACUUCCUCUAUUUCUCAGUAAAGCAUUAUUAGUGCUGUAAAAGGAGCUUCAUUUUGCUAUUGUAUUUGCUCAUCACUCAUGACCAAGAUCUUUAGCAAGUACAGAGAGAGGACUGUUCUCUGGAUAAAAUGAGAAUACAGGUCAUCUUUGGAAUCCUGUGGAUUUUCACACAAGCUGCCAUGGGUUUGCUGUUUCAGGAUCCUGUUGUCUGUAGAUUUACUGAGAGUAAUCAGUGUUAUGUAGCUCUGGGACAACGACUGCACCUGCCAAUGCCCCUGGAGGAUGGGUUUGACCUAAAGAUCAUAGACAAGACAUCUACCCAUCAUUUAAUUUUAAAAUAUAGAAAAACCCAAAGUAACCCACCAAAACCAAAUCCCCCAAGAUGGCAGUUUGUUAUUGAUAAUAAAACUAUGAUACUAACCAGUGCAGAGAGGAGUGACUCUGGAACAUACACUUUAGACACCACUGAUGCAAAGGGGACUCUUAAAGGCAAUUAUACUCUCCAGCUAAACAUUGAAGCUGAGGUGUCCUCAGUGAAAUUGUCGUACAGCUGCUUGUCCCCUGGAGUCAUGAAAGUGUACUGUUCUGCUGAUGGAGACAAUCUCCGCUUCAACUGGACUUCUGAUUUAAACACACUCCCUCAACUGGAGAACGGGAACAGCACUCUCACACUGAAUAAAGAUCAUCAUGGAAAAGUCACCUGCCAUGUAGAAAAUCAUGUCAGCUAUAACUACAAUACCACUGAACUCCACCCAUGUCCUGGACCUACUACUGCAGUAGUCACUUCCACACUGUCUAAUGAUGGUUUGCUGUUUCAGGAUCCUGUUGUCUGUAGCUUUAAUCAGAGUAAUCAGUGUUAUGUAGCUCUGGGACAACGACUGCACCUGCCAAUGCCCCUAGAGGAUAGGUUUGACCUAAAGAUCACAGACAAGACAUCUACCUCUCGUUUAAUUUUAAAAUAUAGAAAAACCCAAAGUAACCCACCAAAACCAAAUCCCCCAAGAUGGCAGUUUGGUAAUGAUAAUAAAACUAUGAUACUAACCAGUGCAGAGAGGAACGACUCUGGAACAUACACUUUAGACACCACUGAUGCAAACGGGAAUCUUAAAGGCAAUUAUAUUCUCCAGCUAAACAUUGAAGCCGCGGUGUCCUCAGUGAAAGUGUGGUACGGCUGUUUGUCUUUUGAUGUCGCUAAAGCACACUGUUCUGCUGAUGGAGACAACCUCCGCUUCACCUGGACUGCUGAUUUAAACACAAUCACUCAGCUGGAGGAUGCAAACAGCACCUUGCUGCUCGAUAAAAGCCAUCAUGGAAACAUCACCUGCCAUGUAGAAAACCAUGUCAGCCGUGUCCGUAACACCAUUGAACUCCACCCAUGUCCCGGUUUCAUGGUGUUUGUGUCUGUGUGGCUCUGUGAAGUCAUCAUCCUUCUGUCGCUGUUAGUGGGAGCAUUUUGUAUCUACAACAGAAUCUACAGGAAACAGAAAAUAACUGAGAAUCAGGAAGCUCUGUAAACCUAGAUUAGGAACAGAAGAAGCAGUCCACGAUUGCUCUCCUCCAUGCCAGCAACCCGUCCACCCUGAACCACCAGAAAUGUAUAAGCAUCAAUAACAGAUGGGUAACAGAGAAAACAAAUUUUAUUCCUCAAUCCACAUCUUCUUUUCAAAAACUAAGCCAGCCUGCAGAUUUCUUGAUGAAAUAAGUGCUACUUUUUAGAGUUGUUUCUCUUUAGCUUUAUUUUUUUAAUGUUCUAAAAUACUGCAAUGCUUAAAUGCUGCUGUUCCAAUCAUGCUUUUGUAGAAAUCAUUUUUGUAGACUCUUUUAUAAAUAUAAAUUUAAGUGUAUUUGUGAAGGUUGAAAAAAUGUCUGUUGUGAGUUGUUGCUUUUUUUUUCCUAAAACAAACAUGAUCCAAUUCUUAUUUAUGGAUGACAAUUAAUAAUGAUUAAGUUCAUUAUUCACUUCUGUUAUUAAAUCAGUCCACUCAAGACAUUAUGUGAUGAGUUUUGUGACACUGGAGACUUGGCAGUAUUUAGAGGAUCCAUGUGUGAAAUCCAGACACAAUCCGGAAAUCAGUGUCCAUAAAGCUUUCCAUGUACAGGGGCAAGUAACAGGAAUAUAAAAGUAUUAUAAAGCA